AUGAGCGACGCGGAGCGCUACGCGAUGGACGACGGAGAGCCAGAGGAGACCUUUGAGGAUGCCGAGAUGGAGGAGGAGCCGGACUAUGGCGACGGCGAACCCGAGUCGGGGUCGCCCGAGGCGUCGUCCGAUGCGUUUCCGUCGGACGAGGAAGACGAGCUGGUGGACGAGAUGGAGGACGCCGCGCCGAUAGAGACGAACCGCCGCACCCGCCGCCCGGCGCUGCGUGUGAAGCUGUCUCGCAAAGGCGCGUCGGACACUACGCCGAACACUACGCCGUCGCGGCGCACGUCGGGACGCAAGACACAACGCACGGCCCGUGCCCGUGGCGAGGACGGCGAGGAGGACGAGUCGGACGAGAUUGACGAGGAGUCGGACCUCGACGAGUCGGCGGGCGAUGCGCCCAUGACGGCGCGCCAAAUGGCCCGCGCCAACAGGGAGCGUGGGAUUACGAACGAGGACCUCGUCGAGCUGCCGAUGGACGGGACCAAGCGCCAAAAGCUUACCGAUACCGAGCUCGCCCUGCGCCGCUCCGAGACGGCACGCCGCCGGCGGAAUCAGAGCGAAAAGAAGCUCGAGGACGACAAGAUCGAGACCAUCAAUCGCCUGCUGAAGAAGCAAGCGGGCAAGGUGCGCGGCAAGGACAAGGGCGAGGACGCCGCGGAGCCUGCCAAUACCCCCGGCGAGCGCCGCGAGAGCGGACCAAAGCCCAUGUUUCGCUACAUUUCGCGCGCCGAGGGCGCCAUGCUCGCCGUCCCUCUGCCGCAGGAAGGCGAGCAGGGGCGCGGGCGCUACGACGAGGCCAUGCGCACGGCCUUUGGCCAGACACACGAGGCGUGGACCGCUGCGAGAUAG
Molecule: messenger RNA, 855 nt
Organism: Malassezia japonica
Lineage: Eukaryota; Fungi; Basidiomycota; Malasseziomycetes; Malasseziales; Malasseziaceae
Exons: 3
Coding region: 1-855 (284 amino acids)
Biological process (GO): chromatin remodeling
Cellular component (GO): Ino80 complex
Source: RefSeq, a predicted model, not a curated record